Ostrinia furnacalis (Asian corn borer) is the source of this 530-nucleotide messenger RNA. RefSeq lists its product as uncharacterized. The record is from RefSeq and is a predicted model, not a curated record. The transcript has a single exon. The coding region runs from base 39 to 485 and encodes 148 amino acids. NCBI's taxonomy places the organism in Eukaryota, Metazoa, Arthropoda, Insecta, Lepidoptera, Crambidae.
UCUUCUGAGUUCACAAAGCAACACAGACCACUUACAAAAUGAUGAAGCUGGUGGUGUUGUCCUGCCUGAUGGCCGCCGCGUCUGCUGGCAUUAUCUCUGCUUACUCUCCCUACGCUGCCUACGGCGCCAUCGCCUACAGUGCGCCCAUCAUUGCACCCAACAACUACCGUGGGCCUCUCUCCCUGGCCCCUGGGCAGCCCGCCAACCUCUUGGGUGCUGACGGCAGGCCUUUGGACACCUUGGACGUCAACCUGGACCGCGCUGCUCACUACAACACCAAGGCUUUCGGCGGAAUCCACCUCCUGAAGAAGCGCUCCGCUCCACUAAUUGCUGCCGUGGCCCCCGUUGCCCCCGUGGCCCGCGUUGCACUGUCUAGUCCCGUGAUCGCCUCAGCCCCGAUCGCCUACUCAACCCCCAUCGGUACCCCAUACGGUGCCUACUACGGUUCCCACCUCACAUACGCCGCUCCCUACCUUCACUACUGAAAAACAUGUGUAAAUAUGAAAUGCAAUAAAUCGUAGGUUCACCAA